This is a messenger RNA of Pterocles gutturalis (yellow-throated sandgrouse), 1635 nucleotides long. RefSeq names its product adaptor-related protein complex 1, gamma 1 subunit (gene AP1G1). Gene Ontology annotation, molecular function: clathrin-cargo adaptor activity. Gene Ontology annotation, cellular component: AP-1 adaptor complex; membrane coat. NCBI's taxonomy places the organism in Eukaryota, Metazoa, Chordata, Aves, Pterocliformes, Pteroclidae. The record is from RefSeq and is a predicted model, not a curated record. The transcript is spliced from 16 exons. Gene Ontology annotation, biological process: receptor-mediated endocytosis; Golgi to vacuole transport; intracellular protein transport. The annotation marks the transcript as partial.
GAUGCCAGCCCCCAUCAGACUGCGGGAGUUGAUCCGGACCAUCCGGACAGCGAGAACCCAGGCAGAAGAGCGUGAGAUGAUCCAAAAGGAAUGUGCUGCUAUUCGGUCAUCCUUCCGAGAGGAAGAUAACACAUACCGAUGCAGAAAUGUGGCAAAGCUGCUGUACAUGCACAUGCUGGGAUACCCUGCACAUUUUGGACAGUUGGAGUGCCUCAAGCUCAUUGCCUCUCAGAAAUUCACAGACAAGCGCAUUGGAUAUUUAGGUGCCAUGUUGCUGCUGGAUGAGAGACAGGAUGUCCAUCUUCUUAUGACCAAUUGCAUCAAGAAUGACCUUAACCACAGCACGCAGUAUGUGCAGGGGCUGGCACUCUGCACCCUUGGCUGCAUGGGCUCCUCAGAGAUGUGCAGAGACCUUGCGGGAGAGGUGGAAAAGCUCCUCAAAACUUCCAACUCCUAUCUUAGAAAGAAGGCGGCAUUGUGCGCUGUUCAUGUCAUUAGAAAGGUGCCUGAACUCAUGGAGAUGUUCCUGCCAGCCACCAAAAACCUGCUGAAUGAGAAGAACCAUGGUGUUCUUCACACGUCAGUUGUCCUCCUCACAGAGAUGUGUGAGAGAAGCCCAGACAUGCUUGCACACUUCAGAAAGAAUGAAAAGCUUGUUCCCCAGCUAGUUCGCAUUCUGAAGAACCUUAUCAUGUCUGGAUAUUCACCAGAGCAUGACGUGUCUGGGAUCAGUGACCCCUUUUUGCAGGUACGAAUCCUGCGGUUACUAAGAAUUUUAGGGCGAAAUGAUGAUGAUUCUAGUGAAGCAAUGAAUGAUAUACUUGCACAGGUUGCCACUAAUACAGAAACAAGUAAAAACGUGGGAAAUGCCAUUCUGUAUGAAACUGUGCUGACUAUUAUGGACAUAAAAUCUGAGAGUGGACUGAGAGUGUUAGCCAUUAACAUCCUAGGCCGUUUCUUAUUAAACAACGACAAAAAUAUUAGAUACGUAGCUCUGACAUCGUUGUUGAAAACUGUGCAGACAGACCAUAAUGCAGUACAGCGGCAUAGAAGCACGAUUGUGGACUGCCUGAAGGAUCUGGAUGUCUCCAUUAAAAGGCGUGCAAUGGAACUGAGUUUUGCUCUUGUUAAUGGGAACAAUGUCCGUGGAAUGAUGAAGGAGUUGCUGUAUUUCCUAGAUUCCUGUGAACCAGAGUUCAAGGCAGACUGUGCAUCUGGAAUAUUUCUUGCAGCUGAAAAAUAUGCUCCUUCCAAACGCUGGCACAUAGACACAAUUAUGAGAGUUUUAACAACGGCAGGAAGUUACGUUCGUGAUGAUGCUGUUCCCAAUCUGAUUCAGCUAAUAACUAAUAGUGUGGAGAUGCAUGCCUACACUGUGCAGAGACUCUACAAAGCCAUCCUUGGUGAUUACUCCCAGCAACCCCUGGUGCAAGUGGCCUCGUGGUGCAUAGGAGAGUACGGAGAUCUUCUGGUGUCUGGUCAGUGUGAAGAGGAGGAACCAAUACAGGUAACAGAGGAUGAAGUUCUUGAUAUUUUAGAAAGCGUCCUGAUAUCUAAUAUGUCUGCAUCUGUUACGCGAGGCUAUGCUCUCACUGCCAUCAUGAAGCUUUCCACGAGGUUCACCUGCACUGUCAA